UUAGGAGGGAAUGUGAGCCUUUCAUCCAGGAAAUAUCGAUAUACACAUACAUAAGGUAAUUCACAGAAGCGGCUGCUGCAGCUGGUGGCAGCUUCUCCUCGAGCUGCCUGCCCUCCUGACCUGUGCCUGCUCCCACCCCAGCCACCAAGAUGGGAGCCAAGCACUGCUUUGCCAAGUUCUUCCAGGAUGGGUCCUCCUUCCUCCAUCUGGGUCGGAAAUACCAGUCCCUGGGCAGCAAGGAUGCAGCAGAGCAGUCCGAAGAUGAAUCUGAACUGAAGUCGCUUCAUCAAGAGAAAGAAAUUGAGGCCAUUCCACCCAAAACAGCUUGCCAAUGUCAAGUAGAAGAGCUGGCCAAAACCUUGCAGGUUGACUUGGAGAGAGGACUUUCAGAAUUCUCAGUGCUGCACCGCAGAGUCAAGCAUGGUUGGAAUGAACUUGUGGCAGAUAAUACUGAACCGGUGUGGAAGAAAUACCUUGACCAGUUUAAGAACCCUCUGAUCCUUUUGCUCCUGGCUUCUGCUGUGGUUAGUCUGAUUACUAAAGAGUAUGAAGAUGCCGUGAGUAUUACAAUGGCUGUCAUCAUCGUUGUCACAGUAGCGUUUGUCCAGGAGUAUCGCUCUGAAAAAUCGCUGGAAGAACUGAACAAGUUAGUUCCACCAGAAUGCAGCUGCCUGAGAGAAGGGAAAAUGCAACAUCUUCUCGCUCGAGAACUUGUGCCAGGAGACGUUGUCUGCCUUGCCAUUGGAGAUCGCAUCCCUGCGGACAUAAGACUCACAGAGGUGAUCGAUCUCCUGGUGGAUGAGUCCAGCUUGACUGGGGAAGUGGAACCUUGUAGCAAGAACGAUGGCAUCUUAGCCACUUCAGGAGACAUAAUGACUCUCACCAACGUGGUCUUCAUGGGAACUCUUGUGAGAUACGGCAAGGCUAAAGGGAUUGUUAUUGGAACCGGUGAAAACUCACAGUUUGGGGAAGUCUUCAAAAUGAUGCAAGAGGAAGAGACUCCAAAGACCCCGUUGCAGAGAAACAUGGAUAAAUUGGGGAAACAGCUUACUAUUGCUUCCCUCGGGAUCAUUGGUUUACUCAUGCUGAUCGGCUGGCUGCAAGGGAAACAUCUCCUUGAUAUGUUCACCAUUGGAGUGAGCUUGGCGGUGGCUGCCAUCCCCGAAGGCCUGCCCAUCGUCGUCACGGUGACGCUAGUACUGGGCGUCUUGAGAAUGGCCAAGAAGCAAGUCAUCGUGAAGAAGUUGCCCAUAGUGGAAACUCUAGGCUGUUGCAAUGUGAUUUGCUCUGAUAAGACUGGAACUCUGACAACCAACGAGAUGACUGUGACUCAGCUUGUGACCUCCGAUGGAUUUAAGGCAGAGGUGAGUGGAGUUGGAUAUAACAGAGAAGGGAGCGUGUGCCUUUUGCCAUCUAAAGAAGUCGUCAAAGGAUUUUCAAACAUCUCAGUGGGAAAACUUGUGGAGGCUGGUUGUGUCGCCAACAACGCCAUGAUCAGGAAGGCAGCAGUGAUGGGUCAACCCACAGAAGGAGCCCUCCUUGCCUUGGCCAUGAAGAUGGACCUGGGUGAUAUAAACGAUCGUUACCUGCGGACAAAAGAAAUCCCCUUUAGCUCAGAGCAAAAAUGGAUGGCUGUGAAGUGUGCUUCGAAAAAUCAGGAUCAGGAAGACAUCUACUUCAUGAAAGGGGCCUUCAAAGAGGUGAUGCAGCAUUGCACCACGUUCAACAAUGGAGGGAUUGCUCUGCCAUUGACUCCCCAACAGAAAGCUUCCUACGCCCAAGAAGAAAAGCGCAUGGGUUCCCUUGGCUUGCGAGUGCUUGCCUUGGCUUCUGGCCCAGAACUCGGUGGUUUAACCUUUCUGGGUCUGGUUGGAAUAAUUGACCCCCCACGAGAAGGUGUUAAAGAAGCCGUUGAAGUUCUCAACGGCUCAGGGGUAGCGGUGAAAAUGAUAACUGGAGAUGCCUUGGAAACAGCUUGGGCCAUUGGGAAGAAUAUUGGUCUUUGCAAUGGGAAAAUGAACGCUAUGUCUGGGGAAGAACUGGAAAACAUUGAUGACUUGACGCUGUCUUCAAGAGUCAAAAAUGUUUCCAUCUUCUUCCGAACAAGCCCCAAACACAAAGUUAAAAUAAUAAAGGCUUUGCAAAAGGCUGGGGCCAUCGUGGGAAUGACAGGGGAUGGAGUGAACGAUGCCGUGGCUUUGAAAUCUGCCGAUAUCGGGAUCGCAAUGGGACGGGCAGGCACGGAUGUCAGCAAGGAGGCUGCAAACAUGAUUCUUGUGGAUGACAAUUUCUCAUCCAUCAUACACGCCAUCGAGGAAGGGAAGGGCAUAUUUUACAACAUUAAGAACUUUGUUCGAUUUCAACUCAGCACGAGCAUCUCUGCUCUAAGUUUAAUAACUCUGUCCACCAUAUUCAAUUUGCCAAAUCCACUCAACGCCAUGCAGAUCUUAUGGAUAAAUAUCAUCAUGGAUGGCCCUCCAGCUCAAAGUUUGGGUGUUGAGCCGGUAGACAAAGAUGCUAUCAAAAAGCCACCAAGGAACCCCACAGAUACAAUCCUCAGCAAGUCCCUGGUUCUAAAAAUUAUCCUUUCGGCAACCGUUAUCAUCAUGGGGACCAUCUACGUCUUUUGGAAGGAGAUUCCGGAAAGUGGCGUAACGCCCCGGACGACAACAAUGACUUUCACUUGUUUUGUUUUCUUUGACCUCUUCAACGCCCUGACCUGUCGUUCUCAGACGAAACUGAUUCUGGAAAUCGGCCUUUUCCGAAACCGCAUGUUCCUAUAUUCGGUGUUAGGAUCUAUUUUGGGUCAAAUGGCUGUUAUAUACAUCCCUCCCCUGCAAAAGAUCUUCCAGACAGAGAGUUUACGAGCGUUGGACCUGUUGUUCCUCACCGCCCUGGCGUCUUCGGUCUUCAUCCUCUCGGAACUGGUCAAAGUGUGCGAGAAAUAUUGCUGCGGGUCAAAGGAGGAGCAGCGACCGCUGGAAAUGGUCUGACGAAUAGGGACGCGCCUUGUGUCGACGGCGUGAGGGCAAAGACCACGGGGGUGCAGAGGAAGGGCCAAAUAAGAGACCGCAUAGCCCUCGGGAUUGGGGAAGACGUUCCGAAGAGGCCCCUUCCCUAGUUUCUCAGUCUGUAAAGGUGAGGGCAGAAGACCCGUAUUUCCAGACCUGAAAAGUUCUGCACAAUGUAACUUCACAACAAAGUGGAAUUAAGCUCAUCGGGUCGUGAAUGAUUACGAUAACUGGCUAAACUGGCACGGCUGGAACCUUGCCCCCACCCCCACCCCAAUUGGGUUCAAAGGGGAUGUCAGAUUCUGCAAAGCCCUUGGGAGUCAUCUGGGUCUCUUCUAAUCUCAGAAGGUUCCCCAACUCUUAAUCACAAGCUGAUCCCAUCACCGGCCAUCUGCUCCUGCAAAGUUAAAAUGAUGCCUGGAUGCCAUCUGACAAUUGUGUCCCCCUUCAAAACAGGUCCCCAAAAUGAAGGAUUCCCUGCUUUUAUUUAUUUAAGAUGUAAUAAAAGACACUUGUUCAUAAAGUCUGCCUUGGUUUCUCCUGGGGUUGGGUCAACGGGGUAUUGCAAUCUUGGUGUUCAAUUAGGUUUUUAAAAAAAAUAAACAGUGGCUGGAUUCACACAUUUACAGUCUGCUACUCCACGAAGCUGGAAAUUCACAGCCAACAUCUGUCCAGUCUCUUAAAAACUUGGCCUGAACCUGAUUCAAUUGUUUAUAGUGGUAUGAUUAAUUCAGAUAUGAAAUCCUGAUUUCUGGAUAUGGCACCUCAACAGACACACACACACACCCAAAUUAUGUUUUUUAUGGAGCACUUAAAUUUCCCCCCAGCAAAAUACAAAUCGAUCUGCAUGGAAGACAUUUGGGUUUUGAGAACCCCUGCGAGUGAACUGGGGUCUCUCCAAGGAAUACUGGAAGUUUUGCA
Thamnophis elegans (Western terrestrial garter snake) is the source of this 3932-nucleotide messenger RNA. It is a transcript of the gene ATP2C2, whose product is annotated as ATPase secretory pathway Ca2+ transporting 2. NCBI's taxonomy places the organism in Eukaryota, Metazoa, Chordata, Lepidosauria, Squamata, Natricidae. Bases 150 to 2993 code for a protein of 947 amino acids. Gene Ontology annotation, biological process: manganese ion transport; intracellular calcium ion homeostasis; calcium ion transmembrane transport. The record is from RefSeq and is a predicted model, not a curated record. The transcript has 27 exons. Gene Ontology annotation, cellular component: plasma membrane; endoplasmic reticulum; Golgi membrane. Gene Ontology annotation, molecular function: ATP hydrolysis activity; P-type calcium transporter activity; ATP binding.